AUGCACUCACGUGUUGCUGCAGUGAAGGCACCCCGCACACACAACCGUCGCCGCGUGACCGGAUCCAGCGGGAGGAGGAGGGAAGGAGGAGAGAGUGAGCCGCAGAGGCCCAACAUGUCCCGGCAUCUCCUCUACUCUGCGGUGCUCCUCCUCGUCGUGAUGGUGUGCUGCGGCAGUGGAGAGGCUGCGGGAGUUGCGGGGCAGCCAUCUGGUCCUCAGUUUGAAUGGAGGGGCAUCAAUGAGAGUGAUGAUGUAACUGUGGACUCGUUGGGUGCUCCCAGCCUUCUAAAAGUGGGGAAUGACGUAUUUGCCGUUGCCGAGGCGCAGUGCAAGAACGGUGGUGUCGGUUUUACUGGCGUUGCAUCUCAACUUCUCACGACACAAACUGCUGAGACACCGGUGGAAUUGUUUAUUGAUGCCUUAAAGAAGACACAAGUACUGGAGGAAGGUGCUUCUAAAGACCAAAGGAAGAAAGUGGAUGUGAGCCGACCAACAACUGCUGUGAAGGGGAAUGAUAUUUACAUGCUUUUUGGACAGUACGGCAGUAAAGUUGCCGUUCCUGGACAGGAUGAUGCGGCUCAAUUGGGACUUUUGCUGGUGAAAGGGAGCGUCAGUGGUGGGGGUACAAGUAACAAGAAAAUUGACUGGGAAGUUAUAGAAAGUUCCCCGCAAGGACUUUUUGCCACACAGCUCGAUUCCUGGACAAGGCUGAUUGGAAGCGGUGGAUCGGGUGUUGAGAUGAAGGAUGAGACUCUUGUGUUCCCAGUGGAAGGCACGAAGAAGAAGGCGGUGGGGGGCACUGAAGAGGGUGUGAAGACUGUCUCACUGAUCAUAUACUCCUCCACGGAUAAUAAGAAUUGGACGCUGUCGAAGGGGAUGUCUGACGGUGGCUGCAGUGAUCCCUCCGUCGUGGAGUGGGAGGAGGGAAAACUCAUGAUGAUGACCGCGUGUGGUGAUGGCCCUCGCAGGGUGUACGAGUCCGGUGACAUGGGGGAGUCGUGGACGGAGGCCCUCGGGACACUCUCGCGUGUGUGGGGCAACAAAAAGGACGGACAAGCGACGGCCGUUAGAAGCGGGUUCAUCACAGCGACGAUUGACGGUGUUGGUAAUAAAAAAGUGAUGCUCGUCACUCUGCCGGUGCAUGCCGAGGAAGGCAAAGAAAAGGGCAAACUCCAUCUUUGGCUGACGGACAAUACGCACAUUGUUGAUAUUGGGCCGGUAUCCGGAGAAGAUGACGCUGCCGCCAGCUCCCUGUUGUACAACAGUGGCGGGAACACUGAUGAGAGGAAGGAGGAGUUGAUUGCACUGUACGAGAAGAAGAAGGAUGUGAAACCACCACCCGGUAUGGUCUCUGUGCUUCUGACUGAGCAGCUGAAGCGUGUGAAGGAGGUGCUGACGACCUGGAAGGAGGUGGACGGACGUGUCUCCCAGCUGUGCACCUCAUUAAUUGCUCAGAAGGAUCGUGCCUCAACUGACGAUGUCUGCGGCGCUGUAAAGAUCACGGCUGGGCUGGUUGGCUUUUUGUCCGGCAACCUCUCCGGUGACACAUGGAGGGACGAGUACCUCGGCGUGAACGCCACAGUAAAUAAUAAAGGGGCAGCAGCGUCAACAUUGACCAGCACGGAUAGGGGUGUGACAUUUAAGGGACGUGGUGCGUGGGCGGAGUGGCCUGUUGGCAAGCAGGGGCAGAAUCAGCUGUACCACUUUGCGAACUACAACUUCACUCUUGUGGCGACGGCGUCCAUCGACAAAAUGCCGGAGGGAAACACCCCCAUUCCUUUGAUAGGUGCGAAGAUGAAUGGCGAUGGGAAUUCUGUACUGCUGGGACUGUCGUACGACAGCGAAAGGAAGUGGCAUGUACUGUGCUGUGACAAAACCCCUAAGGAGCCCAGCAGCACGUGGGAGACAGAGACACAGUACCAGGUGGCCAUUGUGCUAAAGAACGGCACCCAGGGCUCCGUGUAUGUCGAUGGUCAGCGUGUGGGGAAUGGAGAAUGUGCAUUGGGAAAUGGUGCGUCGAAAGAGAUCUCCCACUUCUACAUUGGAGGGGAUGGAGAAAACGCAGCCAACAAAGAAGACGUGUCUGCGACUGUGACGAACGUCCUGCUGUACAACCGCCCGUGGGAUGAAGCGGAGAUCGCCGCUUUCAACCCGAAUAAAGACCCCGCUCCAUCUCUGGUGGACGGGUCUGUUGAAGGAGACGCGAUUCGGCCUUCUGGUGGUGGUCAAGAAAUGGAGGAACAGAGAGAGUCGUUGGAGAGCAGUGGUGUGAACGGUGUAUCCGCACCAACAGUGCCCAGUGCCAAGACUUCCUCAGGAGAAGAGGUGUCCGCAACCCAGUUGGUUUCGGAAGAAUCUUCCGAUGGAAGUAAAAAUGUGGGUGGCGGUUCCUCGCCUGGCAGUGACGCACCGGUGGAGACAAGAGAAGGAGGAACGGAUGGGCAGAAGGAGGAGGAGAUCCACGCACAGAACGGGGACGUAAAUGCCACGGCCCUCAGCAGCAACCUUGGAAAUGUGUCGCAGGGGAAUAACACCGAUGCCGGCACCAUGCGUGGGAGCGGACUGCUGCCAUCGCUGCUUCUGCUUCUGUUGGGACUGUGGGGGUUGACGGCUCUGUGA
Molecule: messenger RNA, 2619 nt
Organism: Trypanosoma cruzi
Lineage: Eukaryota; Euglenozoa; Kinetoplastea; Trypanosomatida; Trypanosomatidae
Product: trans-sialidase, putative
Exons: 1
Coding region: 1-2619 (872 amino acids)
Biological process (GO): ganglioside catabolic process; oligosaccharide catabolic process
Cellular component (GO): intracellular membrane-bounded organelle; membrane; cytoplasm
Molecular function (GO): exo-alpha-sialidase activity
Source: RefSeq, a predicted model, not a curated record